Molecule: messenger RNA, 2856 nt
Organism: Lachnellula hyalina
Lineage: Eukaryota; Fungi; Ascomycota; Leotiomycetes; Helotiales; Lachnaceae
Gene: YGR042W
Exons: 1
Coding region: 1-2856 (951 amino acids)
Biological process (GO): double-strand break repair
Cellular component (GO): nucleus; site of double-strand break
Source: RefSeq, a predicted model, not a curated record
AUGGCCGCCGUCUACAGUUCAGCAACAUCGAUGGAAGUUCCCCAAACGCAAAACACAGCGCCCGUCCUCGAAUUCAGAUGUCUCUAUACCCAGCAAAUACGGCAGAAGGCGAAACGUUGGCAAGAUGGCCGGCUCAAAUAUCACACAUUCAACAAGCGGGUCAUGGUCUACGAUGAACGGUCGAACUUCGUGGGCGAUACACAUUGGCAGGAGGAUACAGAGCUUGAUGAGGGGGAAGACCUUGAACUAGAACGCAACGGGUUCCUAGUUCAGGUAGCAGAUUUCAUUGGCAAGAGAGAUCAGGACCUCACAGAAAUCGUGGACAAGAGGAUCAAGGAGAAAGGAGAGAGGGCCGCGGCGAAACUCACAGCGUCGCCCGCGGUUGGACGGGCUCAAGAAUUCGGUACACCAGCGCCUUAUUUGAAGCCAAAGCCUCUCAAUACAUUGUUAACCCCUACUGGACACUAUGGAAGAGCUGUAGUGUCGGGUAACUCUCCGUUUGAGGAAAAGCAAUAUGUCAAUGGCAGUGGGGGUGGGAACGAAAAUGAACCACCUGCGAAAAGACGGAAGCAAAACGAGUCUUCACAAAGCAAGAAUGGGUACGCUCAGAACUUGAUGGGCGCCUCCUUAACUUUGGCAUCUUCGAAACCUCCAGGUACAGCCUCGAUACGCUACGAGCCCUUCAAGACGAAGCCCUCUAUAUCACAGCGGCCCCCAGUGACCAUAGAUCUCACAUCAGACGAUGACGGAGAGGUUGGAGCUGUCACUUCGAUGAAGUCUGGAGCAAGAGAAAGUAUCUUGGGGAACAGGCGAAAAAUGACACAGAAAACAAAACGACAUAAGUCCCCUCCGGCCAAAAGCACAUACGCCGGCAACCUUACAGGUGUUUCUUUGAGUUUGUCACGACCGGACCCAGUUCAGUCGAAACGACCAAGCAUUUUCCCCGCACUCAAACCAAGCUCAAACGGUCUGCGGGAUGGUUCAAAUUCUUCUACGGAGGAGAAUGAUAGCUUCCUGGAUAUUGAUCCUUCUAGAAACCCAACACCUGCACCACUUAUGAAAAGAAGAGAUGCGAAGACGACGAAGGCGAAACUAAGACCAAUAAGCCUCUCUCCUGCCUCCUCUUCACCGCCAAUCGAGCGCAGCAGCAAACCAAAAGCUGCUCUAAGAAAAAAGCUUGUUAAUGGCUCUCGUUCUUCUUCUCCAGUACCGGAAUGGCCACUCAAGAAGUGCAAAACUGUGCCAUCUGUUACACGGAAUGAGAUGAUGAAUCUUCUUCCUUCUUCGUCUCCGAUGAUUGGUCAUAUUUCUAGAAAGCAAACCCCUGUGUCGUCUCUUCCAAGGACGGCCGAUGUGGAUGUCACACGACAAACAGACAAACAGCCUGUGUCUGCUCUACGAAUAAAGGCUAGACCUCCACGAAAGAUGAUGAUGCUGAUGGAUCGCCCCAGCUCUCGCUCAUCUCCGCGUGAUGAUCUUCACCACCCCCCCAAAAUUGGUAAAAAGCAGGCCAAUACACCCGAUGAGAUUGUACAUUCUCAAGCAACACGGGACUUGGAUUCUUUUUGCCAAAAGCAAGAAGAGAGGUUACAAGCUCGUUUGGAUGGGCAGAGAACUAGGCCUAGCUUAGACCUCGAUGACUUCGAUUCUCCUCUACUUGAUACUGGAAUCAACCAUCAGGCAAUUGACAAAAUCUUGACCCGUAAACCAACUGUGGGCCAUUCAGUAGGCGUACCCGAGUCGAAUCGACCUACAAGUGCUUCGAAAGUCACCUCGAAAGAUCACAGUGUGCCGUCUGCGAAGCUUGUGGAUAACGGAGUCCAAGAGGGUGCAGCAGAUAAGAAUAUUACGGACCAACGAAUCUUUACUAGUAAUAUAGCGGAUCAACCUUCUUCCAAUGCAGUUGUUUCCGAGCAUCUAUCUUCAAAACUGCACGGAGAGGUUCGCCCAGUUCCUCCCAGGGCAUUGCUACAAGCCGAUGCCAAUACAAAUGGUUCGGACAAAGCAUGGGUAUUGAAGCCUCCCGAAUUCGUUCUUGAAAGCAACAAGGCGACUACUUUUACAAUAGAUGUUUCUAAACCAGCUUCUGAGGUCACUUCUGCAAAGGCUGUGGCUGUGGCUGUGACUGUCCCACCGGCUGAGACUACAAUCAACAAAGGGGAAUCUAUAUCCAAAACGACGCCUAGGAAUAUGCCUCCUCGACCUCACAAACCCCCCAAAGAUGUUAACGGGGCGCUCGAACCCACACUCGAACAUUUUCGAUCUCUCGUUAAAGCUUCUUCUACAACUCCAACUCAGCCAGAAGAGCCACCCACUCUCCCUGGAGAUAUGGGGACGGAACAUGCAGAAGAGCCUUUAAAUGAGAACUUAGAUCAACAAAAACCAAAGCUAGCAUCACCUGAAGUGCAUUUUGAGCAAUCGCACAACUCGCCUUCGGUCGAACAAGCUUUGCCGACCGAAGCUAGGGAUGCGAUUAGUUUUGGGUUUCGUUCAGCAAACGAUUUACAUGCUACCAAUGCAUCUGAAGUAGUCAAGUCCUUGGCGGCUACAAUAAUGAACCCUGCAACACGUGGGAAGUCCCUUCAGAAAACGGUUACCGAAAGCAAUGAUGCGAUGGCCCAGUCUUGGCAGGCCGUCAUGCCGCCGCCUCCCGCCCCGCGAAUCUUGCACCGGCCCGUAACCCGCGUGGUCUCGGGCCGGAACGACGUCGACGUUGUAGAGGAAGGGCAACAGAGUGGUGGUGUAGAUGACGUGUCUCUUGCUGGCCCUUGGAGCAGGGAAUCUUUUGAUUUGUUUGGGAGCUGGAGGCCUCCUGGUAGAAGUAGAGCAACAAAUGCUGGACCAAUAGCUGGCUAG